GUUGAGACUGCACCUAACCGGUUCUGGCCGGCCGGUCGGGGCGGGAGUCUGAGCACGCACGCGCGCACCCAACAACAGUCCCUAGCAGCACUAGCCAAUGCCGCGCGCAGUUUACUGGAAGUGAUUCGGUCGAGUGUGCUCAACUGGUGUUGCGCGGCGCGCAUGCCGUCGCUGAUGCUUGCUCUCCGUCGCUGCAACCCAGACGAAUGCUCCCUCUCAAUUGAGCCAUCCCUCCGUCCCAUCCUAGUCACUCUGGCCCAUUCAGUUUACCUAGCACGUCCAGCCCAUCUUCUCCUUGUGGCUGACCAUCCAGGACAGGUUGCCCGGCCUUUGUUUCUCCGUCAGCAAAGGCAAAGGCGCACAAGCCACACCCUCCCGAGAGUCUGCGUCAACGUCCAACCUUCGUACGCCUUUAGCCCCCAAACGCUUUUCCCGACUUCUUUGUCCUCUCCACCACAUUAUUCGGCGCCCUCCCUCGCCCCCGUUCCCGUUUGAAACCGCAAGUUCCAUGUCAUUGCCUCCUCUAUCCCCCUUGCCGCCCUACUAUCCGCAAGGGGUGUCGGAGUAGCCCCGAACCAUCCGCUCCGCCUCCCGACCAACCGCUGCCACCAUGUCUGCCGCCUCGACCGCUUCGGCGGACCUGAUAGAUCCUACGAAGCCCGAGAAGUUCCCGGUAAUUCUGAGCGACGCGCUGUUGGGUCGCCCGCCCAAAGAAGUAUACACUGGAGUGAGAUACAAUCACAGACCAGGAGACGCGCCUCCCAGCAAUGCCCGGAUAAAAAACUCGACGCCCGGCAGUGGGACCUUCGAUCUAGCCUUCCGCGAGGCCGACGGCACCAAAUACAGCUACAAUGGCACACGCGCCAUCGAUGAUCGCCAAUUCGUGCUGAUCUUCGACCCCAACCGCCGGGCCUUCGUCCUACACCGUCUAGACUCCCUCUUCAACGUGAACCUGGUCGCAACCCCGGACAACGACGACGCCGUUGCCCUAAGGGAACAACAUCCCUACCUUUCCGGCCACGGCGUGCCCCCUCACCUAGAGCGAAAAGCCGGCGCCGCCACCGCGCCAGCUUCAGUCCCCAAGGGCGCCGCUGCCAAGAGGGCGGCGGCCAAGAAGAAGGCGGACGGGCCCACGCCCGCACAAAAGAAAAAGGAGGCCGCCGCCGCGAAGAAGGUAGCUGCCACCCAGAAGAAGGCCACCGCCGCCGCCGCUGCUGCUGCGGCGGUGGCUGCCGAGGUCGAAGCCGCAGCGGCAAUACCGCUACCCAAAGCUCCUCCCAAGCCUGCAAACCCGCCAGCGGCCAGCAAAAAGAAGGCCAAGGACAUGGACUCUGACUCGGACGAGGAGGAGUCGGACGAUGACGGAGGCCUGCUUGUCGAGUACCCCGAGGGCAUGGCGCCGAACCAGCGCCCGCGCCCGGAGUCGUCGCACUUCUCGCCCGCCUUCCCGCCCCAGAUCCGGCGGUUCGAGGACUUCAUCCAGAACCACGGCGAUGAGGACGAGGACGCCGACGCCGAGGCGGACCCGGACGACGACGUGCCCGACGCCUACGACCAGAUCGCCGGCGGCCAGGGCUACAACGCCGCCGCCGCCGCCGCCGCCGACAGCGAGGGCGAGGGCGACGACGACGAUCUCGCGGCCGACCUCGAGGCCGAGCUCGAGAACGCGCUAGGCGAGGAUAUGGAGAGCGACGUUAGUGAGGAGGACUGAGUUGCCUCUUGGGAUGUUAUGACUUUUUUUGACGCAUUUGUUCUUCGAUACACGGGUCAUUUCUGGGUUAAGGUCCUGGCAAGCGAACGUGGGCUGAAAUGCCCAUUCAUCUCUUUUUGUCCCCUUCCGUCGGCUGGAAAAUACACCUCUGGGUAUGCCGCUUGUUUGCAUUUUGGCCGGUUUCGCCUUCAUGACAUCUUGGUCAUUUUCUCCGUUGUUCUCCUUUUCUACCAACCUAGGACAAUCACUAGAGCACAAGAGUGGAAUCACCGUUUCAAAUCGUUCUUGGAACAUUGGUAGGUGCCUCGUCCAUCGAAAAGCGUUGUAGUGUGCUGAAGCCGCAAGCAGGUUUGGGUGUAAAAGUUGCUGCUAAUCCGCCUGUCACAUGGUGUUGAUCGCAGAUCACAGCGCGAAAUGUGCGUAUGUGCGAAUUAGGAAGUACACCGGACAUGAACAUCCAAACGUUGCGGCAAAAUGCUAGUCAACUGAAGUUAGACUCCCUAACACCGACUAGCUCAAGUGCUCAACAGUUCUGAGAGGGGUGUGAAGUUUGGCCACAUUCACUGAAAGCGCGAGUAUACACGGCCAACCAACCUAGGUACCUAGGUAGCCAAGAACAUGAGAAGGAUCUUUCCGCCGGCA
This is a messenger RNA of Gaeumannomyces tritici R3-111a-1, 2353 nucleotides long. RefSeq lists its product as hypothetical. The record is from RefSeq and is a predicted model, not a curated record. The transcript has 2 exons. Bases 611 to 1711 code for a protein of 366 amino acids. Lineage: Eukaryota; Fungi; Ascomycota; Sordariomycetes; Magnaporthales; Magnaporthaceae.